Molecule: messenger RNA, 1062 nt
Organism: Prorocentrum cordatum
Lineage: Eukaryota; Dinophyceae; Prorocentrales; Prorocentraceae
Source: the annotation of a GenBank genome assembly
AUGUGUGAUGCGAAUGUAGAGCAGGACGUCAUCAGCUACAGCGCUGCGAUCAGCGCGUCCGAGAAAGGCGAGCAGUGGCAGUGGGCUCUGGCACUCCUUCGUAUUAUGCUGGAGGCGAUGCUAGAGCCCCAAUCAGCUACAACGCUGGGAUCAGCGCUUGCGGGACAUGCGACCAGUGGCAGCGGGCUCUGUCGUUGCUCGGCGAGAUGCGGGCGGCGAAGCUGGAGCCUGACGUCAUCUCUCAGCUACAACGCUGGGAUAAGCGCAUGCGAGAAGCGCGGGGAGUGGCCACAAGCCCUGUCGCUGCUGAACGAGCUGUGGGAGGUGAGAUUGCAGCCCGACGCCAUCAGCUACAGCGCUGGGAUCAGCGCGUGCGGGAAGGGCGAGCAAUGGAAGCAUGCUCUGUCGCUGAUCGACGAGAUGCGGGAAGCGAAGAUGGCGUCUAACCUCAUCGCUGCAGUGCUGGUAUCAGCGCGUGCGAAAAGGGAGGGCAGUGGCAGCAAGCUCUGUCGCUGCUCGGCGAGGUGCGGGAGGCGAUGUUGCAGCCGGACAUCCGAUCAGCUACAAUGCUGGGGUCAGCGCGUGCGAGAAAGGCGAGCAGUGGCAGCGGGCAUUGGCGUUGCUCAGCGAGAUGCGAGCGAUGAAGUUCGAUCCCGAUGUCACCAGCUACAGCGCUGCGAUCAGCGCGUGUGGGAAAUGCGAGCAGUGGCAGCGUUCUCAGUUGCUGCUCAGCAACAUGUGGCGGGCGACGGUGGUGCCCAACUAGUCAGCUACAGCGCUGGGAUCAGCGCGUGCGAGAAAGGCGGGCAGUGGCAGCGGGCGUUGGUCCUACUCGGCGAGAUGUGGGAAGUGGAGCUGGAGCGCAGCGCCAUCGGUUACAACGCUGGGAUCAGCGCGUGCGGGAAAGGCGAGCAGUGGCAGCAUGCUCUGGCGCUGCUCUGCACAAUGCGACAGGUGAGGGUAGAGCCAACCGAUUCAGCUACAGCGCUGGUGUCAGCGCGUGUGAGAAAGGCGAGCAGUGGCAACAGGCAUUGGCGUUGCUCAGCGAGAUGCGGGAGGUGA